UCUGCAGUCUGCAUAUAUACACUUACAUCAUCACUUCCCUCAAUUGUGUCUCUCUUAAUUUUCAGCGCAAAAAUGGCUACUGCUCUCAUGACUUCCCUUCCACACUUCAAUGGCCUCAAGCCCCAAUCACCCUCACUUUCUCCUCUCAAAAACUUGGUAGCUGUUCAAUCCAUGGGGCGUAAAGGACAGGGAGCGCUGGGUGCUCGCUGUGACUUCAUCGGCUCGCCCACUAAUUUGAUAAUGGUGACUUCGACGAGUUUGAUGUUAUUUGCGGGUCGAUUUGGAUUGGCUCCAUCAGCAAACCGAAAGGCCACUGCUGGGCUGAAGCUGGAGGCAAGGGAUUCGGGUCUUCAGACGGGUGACCCGGCGGGUUUCACCCUGGCGGAUACAUUGGCAUGUGGGGUUGUGGGUCACAUUAUUGGGGUUGGGGUUGUACUGGGCCUAAAGAACAUUGGCGCUAUUUAAAUUUCUGUUUAUAAUAUAAAAUCUUUCUUUUCUCUAUCA
Sesamum indicum (sesame) is the source of this 504-nucleotide messenger RNA. It is a transcript of the gene PSAK, whose product is annotated as photosystem I subunit K. Gene Ontology annotation, biological process: photosynthesis. Gene Ontology annotation, cellular component: membrane; photosystem I. The record is from RefSeq and is a predicted model, not a curated record. Lineage: Eukaryota; Viridiplantae; Streptophyta; Magnoliopsida; Lamiales; Pedaliaceae.